Odontomachus brunneus is the source of this 1766-nucleotide messenger RNA. Its product is annotated as juvenile hormone acid O-methyltransferase-like. The transcript has 6 exons. Bases 426 to 1298 code for a protein of 290 amino acids. Gene Ontology annotation, molecular function: S-adenosylmethionine-dependent methyltransferase activity. The record is from RefSeq and is a predicted model, not a curated record. Lineage: Eukaryota; Metazoa; Arthropoda; Insecta; Hymenoptera; Formicidae.
UUCUAGUAUGUUUUUCAGCAUUUUUUUCUUCAUAAUAUAUAUGAAGCUCAAACUCGUUGGAGACGGAUUCGUUAAUUGGUAUAUUUACUACUUCUCGUAAACAAAUUAACCUUGAAUUCGACUAUAUUUUUACCUCCGAGUCGGAUAUUUAACGUAUCGUAGAAUUGAUCUUAGAUUGCAGUCGCGUCUCAACCAUAUUGUAGAUGAACUCGCGUCUAUAAAGUGUGUUCCAUAACGUCGCACGUACUGAUCCUCGUUAAUCCUCUUUUAUUAAUAUUUAGAAAUUUUAUGUGGUUAAAAAGAGGAAGUUUUUGUUCAAUUUGACCUAAUCUAUCUGCACACGUGCGUUGUCAUAUCUUGUGUCAAACACCUUAGAAAUUUAUAUAGAAAUUUGUGGCCGAUACAGGCGAAACAAAAAAGAACCAAUGCCAGAAUUACAACCCACCAUGAUAGAUGCGAAACAAUACAGCCAAUCUAAUGAUGCGUCGCAAAAAGGUAUAAUACAUAUAAUCAACGAGUUUGAUGAGCAACUGAUAAAUAUAUCCGGAAAGUGUAUGGAUAUCGGUUGCGGUCCUGGUGAUGUAACACGAAACAUUAUUUUGCCGGCACUCCAUAUGGAAGCAACGAUAAUUGGUACGGAUAUUUCGGAGGAUAUGAUUAAAUAUGCUAACAAAUUAUACGAAGACGAAAAACGACUUGAAUUCGAAAUAUUGGAUAUUCAAACAAAGAAUCUACCUGAUAAAUACAUAUCUGAAUUCGAUCAUGUAUUCUCGUUUCACACUUUGCAUUGGUGCGACGAUAUACGACAGGCGUUGGAGAAUAUUUAUCAUAUACUUCGACCAGGUGGAACAUUUCUUUGCGCAAUGGUAACAUCUCAAAAUAUUUUCAUUAUUUUGCAUAAAAUGGCGCAAGAUACCCGUUACGCCUCUUAUGUAACAAAAUUCAACAAGUUUCUUACACCAUUUCAUAACAUACCUCAACCUGACAAAAAAAUGAAAAAAUUACUCCAAAGUAUCGGAUUUGUAAUUAAUCAUUGCAGUCACCGAGAGAGAACCAUUUUUAUUAAGAAUGUACAGAAGUUUCCAUCUGCGAUAUUGUCUUUCGUAUCAUUAUUUUUGAAAGACAUGCCCUACAACCUACUGGAACAAUUUAAAGAUGAGUUUACUCGGGAAUAUACGAGAACACUAUUUGGUCAUGCAAAACUGUAUAAUGAUGAAAUGGCAGCAUUGGAUCUACACGAAAUAUUGGUAUUUUAUGCACAAAAGAUAACAAAAGAAGACAAUGAACGAUGCCGUUGAGGAUGAACUCAGAAAAUAUUUAUUUUUAUUUUUUAAUUUUUAUUUUAUUUUUUUUAGUAAUUAUUUCGUCACUCUAUUUAUUAUAAAUUAUUUUAUUAUAAAUGCUAAAUUUUAAUUAAUGCUAUAUAAAACCAAUCAAAACAGAAAUUAGUACAAGGUUAAUUAAUGUGAUCACACGAUUAAAAAACUUUUAUCUGUAAUAAUAUAUUCUGAGAAUACUUUAUCAACUAUUACUAUUUAGUUUGGUAUUAUAUAGCUUAGUAGUUUGGUAUUAUAUAGCUAUAUAGUUUAGUUGACUUUAAUUUAUAAAUAUAUGCUAAUACCUACGAUUACUUUUAAAAGCACAACUGAACAUAAUCGGCAGUAACAAAGUGUCGUCUAAUGCCGUGUCCAAAACUAUUAUAAACAUGAACCUAAUAUAACUGUAACUUAAUAACUGUAAUAAAUAUGAAAACCUGUGUACCUAUA